Molecule: messenger RNA, 1422 nt
Organism: Malurus melanocephalus (red-backed fairy wren)
Lineage: Eukaryota; Metazoa; Chordata; Aves; Passeriformes; Maluridae
Gene: NUBP2
Product: NUBP iron-sulfur cluster assembly factor 2, cytosolic
Exons: 7
Coding region: 59-874 (271 amino acids)
Biological process (GO): iron-sulfur cluster assembly
Cellular component (GO): cytosol
Molecular function (GO): 4 iron, 4 sulfur cluster binding; ATP-dependent FeS chaperone activity; ATP binding
Source: RefSeq, a predicted model, not a curated record
CCUGUCAAUCUGAGGGGGCGGGGCCUUAGGCCGGCGGAAAGCGGAAGCGCGAGGCAGCAUGGAGGAGACGGCCGGGGAGAGAGCCAACCUGGCCGGGGUGCGGCACAUCGUGCUCGUGCUGUCCGGGAAGGGCGGCGUUGGGAAGAGCACCAUCUCCACCGAGCUGGCCCUGGCGCUGCGCAAUGCCGGGAAGAGGGUGGGCAUCCUGGACGUGGACCUGUGUGGCCCCAGCAUCCCACGCAUGCUGAGGGUGCAGGACAGCGCCGUGCACCAGUGUGACAGUGGCUGGGUGCCUGUUUUCGUGGGUCAGGACAAGGCCAUCGCCCUCAUGUCCAUCGGCUUCCUGCUGGAGAGGCCAGACGACGCCGUGGUGUGGAGAGGACCUAAGAAAAAUGCUUUGAUCAAGCAAUUUGUUACCGACGUGGCCUGGGGGGACCUGGACUUCCUCAUCGUGGACACACCRCCGGGCACGUCCGACGAGCACAUCUCCACCGUGGAGGCCUUGAGGCCCUACCAGCUGCUCGGAGCAAUCCUGGUCACAACGCCCCAGGCCGUGUCCGUGGGGGAUGUGAGGCGGGAGCUGACCUUCUGUCGGAAGGCGGGAUUGCGGAUCCUCGGCAUCGUGGAGAACAUGAGCGGCUUCGUGUGCCCCCACUGCUCCGAAUGCACGAACAUCUUCUCCAAAGGGGGAGGAGAGGAGCUGGCCAAGCACACUGGGGUGCCCUUCCUGGGCUGCAUCCCCCUGGAUCCCCAGCUCACCCAGAGCCUGGAAGAAGGCAGAGACUUCAUCCAAGAGUUUCCCAAGAGCUCUGCUUUUCCUGCCUUGACUCACAUCGCYCAGCAGAUCUUGGAUACAUCGCAGAGGAGCUCCUGAGGAGGGUGUGGAGCUGGACUGGUGCCAGCCUGGCAGCCCCAGCAGCAGCAAGGGGAGGCAGGAGCUGUGUAACUCUGUCUCUCUGGGCUGGGAGGGAGGGGAGCACUGAUCCCUGCUGCUGCUGGCAGUCCCAGAAGGAAGCAGUUCCAUCCCCUCUGACCCAGAGAGACUCUGGAGCUGCAGUGCCAAGUGCAUCUUUCCCCUCAGUGAUCCCACACGGCUCCAAUCAGCCGGAUCACGGCGCUGCGUGCCGCUGCCUUCUCCCGCUGCCUGACGGAUCACACAGGACUUGCUUCAGUGGCUGAGCCGUGCUGGAUGCUCCCAUGUGGGGCCAGGCCAGGCCCUGUGCUCGGCAUUCUCGGCUCACCGGUUUCUGAUGGGCCGCUGGGGGCAUGGUGUGGGCUGGGAGUGAGGAAAUGCCUUCGGAGCUGUCUGGGAGCCUCAUCCCACCGUGCUGGAGAUGUGGCCUCGGCUCUGCUGCACUUGUGUGACUCAGGAAUAUUUUUCAAUGUUCCAGGCAGUAAACACUUGUCUGAAAAUGCAAGACU